ACAGUAUCCAGGUAAAUAAAUCUCAGGUCAUCAUGGCGGCGCCGGGGUACCAGCUGAUUCUACCGGCAGUUCAAGUUGUAAACACUCUCCUAGCGUCUGGCCGCUGGACAGAACUUCUCUCAAUAAUCAAAGGGUUCAGAAAUGGUAUCGUAUACGGGGUUAAAAUCCGCGCUCCACAUGCACUGGUUAUGACAUUUCUCUUCAAGGAGGGAAGCUUAUUGGAGAAGUUGAAAGUCAUAGCAGAGGCGACACACCUCCAUGCCCGUAACCUGUCCAUGUUUGUGGUCCUGUAUAAAACCUUAACAACACUUCUACGGAAGGCAGAGCAGAAACCUCAGCAGUAUCACUCCUUCAUAGCUGCCUUCAUUGGAGGGUACUAUGUCUUCGGCAAGAACAAUCGUAUAAAUGAACAGAUCAACCUGUACCUGUUAUCCAGGAUCCUGCUGGGCCUGUCCAGACUGGCUGUCCAGCGUGGGAUAGUCCCCACUCCCAAAUAUGACACCUUCCCAUGGUUUGGUGCAAUGGUGUGGGGGGUGGUGCUGUGGUUGUUUGAAUAUCAUAAGGAUGUUCUCCAGCCCUCCCUACAGAACUCAAUGACUUACCUGUAUCACGACAGCAAUGUCUGGCACAGCAUCAUGGACUUUAUCGUGUACAACAGGAUUUAAUUUAAAGACACACAGUACAGUGGUAGAUACCGAUACAUGAAACUUUGCUGCUGCCAUUUGCAGAAAAGUGUGAAUGAAGGAUUGGAAGAAAAAAUCAGUAAUGUCAAGAAUUUCAAAAAUCUGGGUAUGGGUGAGCCUAGACCACAUACAUAUAUUGGCAAAGGUUUCCUUUUCAAGACUGAAACGUUUAAUAUGUGAGUAAUGAAAAUUGUACAGUUCUAAUGUGCCUGUGUAUCUAUUUGAAUACAGAAUUUGUAUUUGAAUCAUUUAUUCAUUAGUUCUAUCACACAUGUAAGCACAGAGGUAAAGAAAUGACAUUAGCAAUGUACAGAAAUAUAUUUGACAAUUUUUCAAUGGUGACAUAUGAUUAUGUGAAUUAUUUCUAUAAGAAUUCAUACAUAUUAAUAUAAAAAGCUUGAAUGAUUUUUAUUUUCUAACUGGUGUUCCAUAAUUGUAUUGUUUCUGGGUGGUUUUAUAUGACUUAACAUGUGUUACAGCAACUUAAGUGAUUAAAAUGGCUAAUCUUUAUAAACAGUAAUUUGUAAAUCGUCUAAGAAUUCACAGGUAUUGCCAUAUCUGUAAAAAGUAUGCAAUUUAGCCUUUGGCUGUGAUAUACUUUUAAUAACUGAUCAUAAUGAUCACAAUAAACCAUUUAUUCAUUCAUUCUUGCUGCUGGAGUUUGUUCUGUGCU
Messenger RNA from Branchiostoma belcheri (Belcher's lancelet), 1356 nucleotides. RefSeq names its product peroxisomal membrane protein 4-like. Lineage: Eukaryota; Metazoa; Chordata; Leptocardii; Amphioxiformes; Branchiostomatidae. Gene Ontology annotation, cellular component: peroxisomal membrane. Bases 33 to 665 code for a protein of 210 amino acids. The record is from RefSeq and is a predicted model, not a curated record. The transcript is spliced from 4 exons.